Messenger RNA from Carassius carassius (crucian carp), 1361 nucleotides. RefSeq names its product protein lifeguard 2-like. The transcript is spliced from 12 exons. Gene Ontology annotation, cellular component: membrane; Golgi apparatus; endoplasmic reticulum. Lineage: Eukaryota; Metazoa; Chordata; Actinopteri; Cypriniformes; Cyprinidae. The record is from RefSeq and is a predicted model, not a curated record. Gene Ontology annotation, biological process: negative regulation of apoptotic signaling pathway. The coding region runs from base 397 to 1239 and encodes 280 amino acids.
ACUAUUCCUUUAAAUAUCUACUAAAAUAUGUUCUAUUUUCUUUCAUCCUCUUACACUUCUUCCUGUUUUGGAGCUGCGUAAAAAUUUCUGGCACUCUCUGGACAAGUGUUGCAGUUGUUAACACACUUUAACGUGCUUCAUGGGGGAAAGGUUGCCCCCCUCUGGUGCCCGCUUAAUUGGUACAGCCCGAGCCUCAGUCAAUGGAGUUUUAAAACCUCGAUGUUGCUAGAAUGUGCCUUUUAGAGUAAGGGAGGGGGUUUGUCCUCACAGAGCUGCGGUCGUUACAGCAGUUCAGCAUCAUCACCGUCUGUGUGCAGCAUCUCAGACAGGUGCGGAGACUGAAGACAGAGGCAAAGACUUUUUGAAGUAAGCCAAAUUAGAUUGAAAACUGAGACCAUGACCCAGGGAAAGGUUUCAGUGACAAACAAGUCAAACAAUGGCUCGGAUGUUCAGCCGAUGGCCUCAGCUCCUCCAAGUUACGACGAGGCAACUGCUGAAGGUGGAAGCCCUUGUCAUAGCGGAGCCUAUCCUGGAGAUAGUGAGAUGCUCACCGAAUGCAGCUGGGAUGACAAAAACAUCAGGAGGAUAUUCAUCCGCAAGGUGUACACCAUCCUGAUGCUCCAGCUAUCUGUCACAUUAGCCUUUGUGGCAGUUUUCAUUUUCUGUGAACCUGUGAAAUAUUACAUACAGGCCAACCCUGGCUGGUACUGGGCAUCAUAUGUGGUGUUUUUUGUCACAUAUCUGACCCUAUCCUGCUGCCGUGGACCCCGGAGGCAGUUUCCAUGGAAUCUGAUUCUGCUCAUUAUUUUUACUCUGUCUCUUUCUUACAUGACAGCAAUGCUCUCCAGCUACUACAAUACUAAAUCUGUCAUCAUCUGCCUGGGUAUCACUGCCUUGGUGUGUCUUGCUAUUACUAUCUUUAGCUUCCAAACCAAGAUUGACAUUACUUCAUACCAAGGCGUGCUGUUAGUUUUUUGCACAGUAUUGUUAAUUUGUGGACUUUUCCUGGCAGUCAUCCUGCCCUUUGGAUAUGUUCCAUGGUUGCAUGCUGUGUACGCUGCCUUGGGAGCAAUACUGUUUAGCAUGUUCCUGGCAUUUGACACACAGAUGCUGAUGGGGGAAAAGCAAUGCACAAUAAGUCCUGAGGAAUACAUCUUUGCCACCCUCAGCAUAUACCUGGACGUUGUUUACAUCUUCUCUUUCUUUCUCCAGUUGUUUGGAACUCCUGAAAGGCAGUGAAUGUGCCGUUAACCUAAAGCUCCAACUGCUCUUCUUUUGUCUCUCUGAUCUGAGUGAUCAUGUCUUUCCAGCAUGAUAUGGAUCUUCAGUGCACGCUGUUGUUUAAACUCACCUCAGCUUUG